CAUGGCUAACGGUGUCGAAGAAUCGGACAUCUCAGCGAUGGAAAAAGGCGAUCUCCCUUUGAUGGUCUCGACAGAUCCUAAAAUCAAUUUAGCUCAAAAGUUGUUAGCGGAGUUGAUCGGUACAUACUGCGUCAUCUUUGCUGGUUGUGGAUCGGUGGCCGUUAAUAAACUUUACGGUGGCACUAUAACUUUUCCGGGAAUCUGUGUGACUUGGGGUUUGAUCGUUAUGGUCAUGAUUUAUACCGUCGGCCAUGUCUCCGCUCACUUUAAUCCUGCCGUCACCAUCACUUUGUCUCUCUUGGGUUUGUUUCCGUUUAAAGAGGUGGUGUUUUACAUAAUAUCGCAGCUGUUGGGGUCGAUUCUUGCGAGUGGAACGAUAUCGUUGAUUAUGAAUGUUACUCCGGAAGCCUUUUUCGGAACGACGCCGGCUGGCUCAGCCGCACAAUCGUUCGUUGUUGAAAUCAUUAUUACGUUCAUCUUAAUGUUUGUUAUUUCGGGUGCUACUAAUGAUCAUAGAGCCAUAAAGAAACAAGGCGGGAUUGCAGUUGGGAUGACUAUCAUGUUAAAUGUCUUUGUGGGAGGGCCGAUUUCUGGAGCAUCGAUGAAUCCGGCAAGAAGUCUUGGACCGGCUAUUGUGAAGCGUAACUUCAAAGGAAUUUGGGCUUAUAUCUUUGGUCCGAUCAUCGGAGCAUUGGCCGGAGGAUUUGUUUAUAAUUUGCUCAAGCCGACGACCAGAUCUUUUCACGACUUUCUGAAACGAACUCAGUGAAUUAUUCUUCAAAGACGAGACGUUAAAACAGUUCCAUUUAUUAA
Molecule: messenger RNA, 813 nt
Organism: Cynara cardunculus var. scolymus (artichoke)
Lineage: Eukaryota; Viridiplantae; Streptophyta; Magnoliopsida; Asterales; Asteraceae
Product: probable aquaporin NIP-type
Exons: 5
Coding region: 2-769 (255 amino acids)
Biological process (GO): transmembrane transport
Cellular component (GO): membrane
Molecular function (GO): channel activity
Source: RefSeq, a predicted model, not a curated record